GCAAAUCUGUCAAACAUAUCGGCGUGUUUACGGAAUCAUUUGUGUUCAUUUAAAGAGUAAACAUAUCUUUUUUAUAUUAAAGAUCCAUUAGCGGAGCUGUACAAAAAAGCGAUGGGAUCCGGAGAAAGCACGACCAGGAGAGUUUCUUUCGGCCUAGACGAGGAUGACAGGGUGAGGAUACUGCGUGGAGUGAAGCUGUCUGAAGACGUCCUACAGCGCAUGAGGAAUGCCAGUGCUGAUCCAAGACCGCCUGUCAACAAUAAAGAAAACCUAGGCCAGCAGACUCGAACAUCCAGCACAUCUGACCCGCAAUCUCCAAAAACACAGGCCAGGACGACUUUUCCUGACACUAAAGAAGAGCUCAGGAAGAGGUAUGAGCAGCAGCAGGCCAUUAUACAGGAGGAGUUGGCUCGCAUCGCACGCAAAGAGAGAGAGGCAGCCCGGCAGGACAUCACUCGAGCAGUGCAGAGAGAGCGAGUACAGUCGCGGCAGGAGUCUGAGAAAGCCAAACAGCUGCCUGCCUCCGAACUGGAAGCCUGGGGGAAACAGCUGGAUAAGAAGGAGGCAGAGCUGAAGGCACUAGAGGCUUUCUACAAGGAACAGAUCACACAACUAGAGAAGAAGAAUGAGGAACGCUUCAAAAUGUACUCUGAACAGUUCCACACCGCUGCAACCAGGAGCGAAGCCAAUAUAAAGCCACGUAACGUGGAGCCGGUGUGUUCAAACCUGCAAGCUCAGAUCCUGAACUGUUAUAGAGAGAACCGUGAGCAGACACUUCAGUGCUCAGAUCUGGCCAAAGAGUACAUGCAGUGCAUCAAUGCAGCUAAGAAGAAUCUGUUGGUGAAUCACGGAUAGAGAGACCGCUCAUCUGUGUGUUGGGUUUCAUGGGCCGCUUCAUCUUUAGCCUCUCCAUCCAAUUACAUCUGAUCCCAGGACUCUGAGUCACACUCCAGUGUUCUGAGCAAGCUUCAUAUUACCGGCCACUAUGAGUAUUUCAUUAUCUGUAACAGUGCUGAGAAUGGGAUCAUAGACAUGCAAGGCUUGAUUUCUAUGAGAGUACACUCAGGAAAUCCUGAUACUUUUAUUUUGUCGGGAUUUUAUUUAUGCAUUGUAUUUUGGCAAAAGCAUAUCUACAUAAAUGGAUAAAUGCCCAAA
Carassius carassius (crucian carp) is the source of this 1155-nucleotide messenger RNA. It is a transcript of the gene chchd6a, whose product is annotated as coiled-coil-helix-coiled-coil-helix domain containing 6a. Gene Ontology annotation, biological process: cristae formation; DNA damage response. Gene Ontology annotation, cellular component: mitochondrion; MICOS complex. The transcript is spliced from 9 exons. The record is from RefSeq and is a predicted model, not a curated record. The coding region runs from base 112 to 855 and encodes 247 amino acids. Lineage: Eukaryota; Metazoa; Chordata; Actinopteri; Cypriniformes; Cyprinidae.